AUUCCUGAAAUCAGGAUUUCCUUGACCAUUUCUAGUUUAGGUUAAGCUUCCACAAUGAUUUAUUAUUCCCAUUACAUUUUAUAGCUUCAUCUCCAGCUCACCAAUGUUUUAAAAUGUAGUUGAUAUGUACAUUUGGUUUGAGAGGGAAGAUUACAUAGAAACAAUCAUGUUUCUCUCUGUGUGUCCCUUUCUCUCUGUCUGCUAUCUUUUCCUCCCUCCCUCUUCUCUUCCUCUCUGUCUCUUUGUCUCUGUUUUUCUUUGUCUCUUUCUGUUUCUCUGUCUCUCUCUCCCUCUCUGUUUCUCUCUGUCUCUCUAUUUCUGUCUUUCUCUUUCCCUCCCUCUCUCCUCUCUCCCUCUCUGUCUGUCUCUGUUUUUCUCUUCCCCCCUUCUCCCCCCCUCACUGUUCUGGAAGGGAGGAAUGUGAUAGUCUUCCUCCUCUCUUUUGGUACCCUUCCCCUUUCCAUUCUUGUGCUGGGUGUAGUAGGAUGUCCUUGGUUUAAAGAAGAUAUUACUGCUUUAGGACAUGGAGUGUGUGCUUGUGUGUAUAAGAUACAAUUUGCAUAAGAGACACAUACAGAAAAACAGAAAGAGACGGUCCUUAAGAAGUCUCUGAACCAACUAGAUAAAGGUCACCUACAGGAUAAGGAAAACAUAGGAGAAGGAACUAGCUGAGAGCUUUGAUUGGGAACUACAAGAGGAAUGUUUCCAAACCUCACGAAGUACCAUUUGAUGGCAGAAGUAAAACACCUACCGGGGUCUGGUGGACUAUUAUCUAGAGAAAAUGGGAGGCAGCAUCCUAGCAACCAACUAAUUUACCCCUUGUCCACGCUUCCAGCUAGUCUCUCCUCCCUCCCAGCAAAACACAAGAGGCCAAGUGGCUCUCGGCUGUGUAGGCGGGACCCAGUUCUUCAGUUGCCCCAGGAAGCUCGGGGGCUGCAAGUGAUGGGAGGGGAGGGGAGGAAAGGGGAGGGCCUCAAUCAGCUCUGUCUGAGGCUGUGCUGGCCCUUUAAGAGGGCUCGCCCUGUGCCGCGCUGCCAGGGUCUGCCUCUCUACGAGUGGCUGCGGAGGCUCCAAUAAGCGUCCCAGCGCCUCCCCGCCAGGCCCUGGGCCACAAAUCUUAGUCUUCUGCACUUGACAGCGAUUGUAUAUAAAGCUCCCAGAGCGCGCGCUGCUCCGGGAGACACAGGUAGGAGUUGGGGGGAGCACAGUGUGCGCUCAUUGCUUAGGGAGCAUUUUAAUCCCUCUCUUCCUUUACAAGCCCCGAAGCUGUUGUUCCUCCAGCUGGGUGCAGCCGUACCACCCCAAGAGCAGGGGAGCUCUCCUUUCUGGGACCCCUUCUGUGCAUAGCCCCCGGCGCCAUGCUCUUGUUAGGCAUCCUUGCCCUGGCCCUCGCAGGGGCCCCCGCUCGCGGUACGGACCCAGAACAGGAGAUUGUGGUUCCCAUCCGGCUGGACCCGGACAUCAACGGGCGCCACUAUUACCGGCGGGGUCCCGAGGACUCCGGGGAACAGAGACUCAUCUUCCAGAUCACCGCCUUCCAGGAGGACUUCUACUUACACCUGGCUCCUGAUGCCCAGUUUCUAGCGCCCGCGUUUGCCACUGAGCAUCUGGGUGUCUUCCAGGCCGGAGUGUCUGGGGACUCUCCCGACCUCCGCCGCUGCUUCUACUCAGGGGAUGUGAAUGCCGAGCGAGACUCUUUUGCAGCUCUAAGCUUAUGCGGGGGUCUUCGUGGUGCUUUUGGCUAUAGGGGCGCAGAGUAUGUCAUUAGUCCUCUGCCCAACGUCAGCGCGCCUGAAGCGCAGCGCAACAGCCAAGGUGCACAUCUUCUCCAGCGCCGGGGCGCCCCUGGCCGAACACCAGGGGAUCCUACCUCCCGCUGCGGGGUGGCCUCGGGCUGGAAUCCAGCCAUUCUGCGUGCUCUGGACCCCUAUAAAUCCCUUCGGUCAGGCUCGGGUGAGAGCCGGCCACCCCGAAGAGCAGGGCGGGCCAAACGUUUUGUGUCCAUUCCGCGCUACGUGGAAACACUAGUCGUGGCUGAUGAGUCGAUGGUGAAGUUCCACGGUGCGGACCUAGAACAUUACUUACUGACGCUGCUGGCCACUGCCGCGCGCCUCUACCGCCAUCCCAGCAUCCUCAACCCCAUCAACAUAGCAGUGGUCAAGGUGUUGGUCCUCGCUGACAGAGACAAGGGGCCCAAGGUCACAGGCAACGCGGCGAUGACCUUGCGCAACUUUUGCGCUUGGCAGAAGAAACUCAAUAAAGUAAGCGAUAAGCACCCCGAAUACUGGGAUACAGCCAUCCUCUUCACCCGGCAGGAUCUGUGUGGUGCUACCACUUGUGAUACCCUGGGAAUGGCUGAUGUGGGCACCAUGUGUGACCCCAAGAGAAGCUGCUCUGUCAUCGAGGAUGAUGGGCUCCCAUCGGCCUUCACUACUGCCCAUGAGCUGGGUCACGUAUUCAACAUGCCCCAUGACAAUGUGAAGGUGUGUGAGGAGGUGUUUGGGAAGCUCCGGGCAAACCACAUGAUGUCCCCUACCUUGAUCCAGAUCGACCGCGCCAACCCGUGGUCAGCCUGCAGUGCCGCCAUCAUCACUGACUUCCUGGACAGUGGGCACGGUGACUGCCUUUUGGACCAGCCCAGCAAGCCCAUUUCACUGCCUGAGGAUCUCCCAGGAUCCAGCUACACCCUGAACCAGCAGUGCGAGCUAGCCUUCGGUGUGGGCUCCAAGCCCUGCCCCUACAUGCAGUACUGUACCAAGCUGUGGUGCACGGGCAAGGCAAAGGGCCAGAUGGUGUGCCAGACCCGCCACUUCCCCUGGGCAGAUGGCACUGGGUGUGGAGAAGGCAAGUUCUGCCUGAAGGGGGCUUGUGUGGAGAGACAUAACAUCAGUAAGUACAGGGUGGAUGGUUCCUGGGCCAAAUGGGAACCUUAUGGCCCCUGCUCCCGGACCUGUGGUGGAGGUGUGCAGUUGUCCCGUCGGGAAUGUAGCAACCCUGCUCCUGCCAAUGGAGGCAAAUACUGUGAGGGAGUGAGAGUCAAAUAUCGAUCCUGUAACCUGGAUCCAUGCCCCAGUUCAGUCUCUGGCAAGAGUUUCCGGGAGGAGCAGUGUGAAGCUUUCAACGGCUACAACCACAGCACCAAUCGGCUCACCCUCACCAUGGCCUGGGUGCCCAAGUACUCGGGCGUCUCCCCCCGGGACAAGUGCAAGCUCAUCUGUCGGGCCAGCGGCACUGGCUACUUCUACGUGCUUGCACCCAAGGUGGUAGAUGGCACCCCAUGUACUCCGGAUUCCACCUCAGUUUGUGUCCAGGGCAAAUGCAUCAAGGCAGGCUGUGAUGGGAACUUGGGUUCCAAGAAGAAAUUUGACAAAUGUGGAGUGUGUGGGGGAGAUAACAAGAGUUGUAAGAGGGUCACCGGACUCUUCACCAAACCUAUGCACGGCUAUAACUUUGUGGUGGCUAUUCCAGCGGGAGCCUCCAGCAUCGACAUCCGUCAGCGUGGGUACCAGGGCUUGAUCAAUGACGACAACUACUUGGCCCUGAAGAACGGGCAAGGCAAAUACCUGCUCAACGGGCACUUUGUGGUGUCCGCCGUGGAGCGGGACCUGAUGGUGAAAGGCAGCCUGGUCCGGUACAGUGGGACCAGCACGGCGGUCGAGCGGCUGCAGGCCUCCAGGCCCAUCCUGGAGCCCCUGACUGUGGAGGUCCUCUCCGUGGGCAAGAUGACCCCGCCUCGCAUCCGAUACUCCUUCUACCUGCCCAAGGAGCCCCGGGAGGACAAGUCCGCCUACCGCAAGGACGGCCGAGGGUCUUCGGUGCUCAACAACAGCGUCCUCAGCCUCUCCAACCAGGUGGAGCAGCCGGACAACAGGCCUUCAGCUCGGUGGGUGGUGGGCAGCUGGGGCAGCUGCUCUGUGAGCUGUGGGAACGGCCUGCAAAAACGUGUGGUGGACUGCCGGGGUUCCCCGGGGGCUCUGGCUGCUUCUGCCUGCGACACAGUCCAGCGGCCACCUGAGACCAGGCCCUGUGGGGAGCCCUGCCCGACGUGGGAGAUGGGGGCCUGGUCUCCCUGCUCCAAGAGCUGUGGCCGGGGAUUUAAGAGACGCCCCCUGAGGUGUCUGGGCCACGGCGGAAAGCUGCUGGCCAGGGACCAGUGUAACCUGCGUCGGAAACCCCAGGAGUUGGAUUUCUGCACCCUGAGACCAUGUUGAAUCGGGCUCUUUCUGCCACCCCCUCACUCUCCCCACCCUCACAUUAGGGCCAUCAGCGUUCUGGUCGGCUGGCACAGUGGGCACUGGCCAGGGGGUCACCUCAGGACCCGGCUCACAUCCAGGAGCUACGGACUAUUGGACAGGGGUGAGAGCUUCUCCUCACCCUCCCUCACUUGAGCAGAGUGGUACUAAACUCACAGUCUACCUCGUGCCAGGCUCCUCCAGUGCCCAGGUGCGGGGGAGAGAGGAGGGAGAACCUGAGAGGAGAGCAUGCUGGGCAUGGAAGGAUUGGAGCCCAGUUUAAAAAGAGACCUGGAGCAUGGGCAUCUCCAGGGCAGAACUUCAGGUACUGUGGCACUCCCUCAAAGGAGGCCGCAGGCUGCUGCAAGAGCCGAAGCUGGCAGCCUGGCACCCUCAGGGGGCCCUGAGGGCUCUUGCACCAUCUCUGAACAAUGCAGGUUUUCACGGUGCUUGCAACCCACUUUCCUUUUCUUUUAUGACUGAUAAUGGGAAAAAACAAAAAUCCAAACCCAACAAACUCAAAACUUUGAAGGAUAAGGGGAUCCUAAAGGAGUGGGGAAAAUGAUUAGGUAUCCCAAUGAUGAAGUCAUUUUCAUCAUGAGGGGAUGGGGAUGUAGAGGGAAUCUUCAGGGAAUCUCCCAACUUUCUGUUUUCCUUCAUGGUCCCCAAAACAUUCCCCUCCUGUCAACUCCAGGUUUAUAGAAUAUUGUAUUCAUUUGGGGCUGGGGGUUGGAGCUGGAGUGGGGAUGGGGAAUAAUCUUUAAGGAAUAGCCUCUAUAGUUUUGUAAGGAUGAAAAAUUCUUAAAAUUGAGAACAGUGUGAGAAUAUGGAAGUUGAGAAAGUCUAGAUUCCCCUAAAAGAAGGAUUGGGCCAAAAAAAAAAAUGAAAUCUGCUAUGGUAUACUGGAGACUGUGCCAGAGCCAAUGGCCAGUGUAAGGAAACUUAAGGGAUAAAUAAACUCCAGGCAGGGAGCUACUGGCACUGGGAUUGGAGGCUGGGGUACUUGCACCUCCAAGAUCUCUUUGCUUUAAGAUUCUUCUGGAUUUCACCAAGUAAGAGUGCCAUUCCCUCAGUGAAUGCCCCUUUCUCUCCAGUGGGGGCCGCAAAGGGAACCCAGCUCUGUUACCCCAAACUGCCCGCAAAAUGACUGGCCUCAUACCCCAGGAGAUGUCCCAGAGGAACGAUGGGGGCCGAGUGAUGAGUAUGGCGGUACUUCCCCUAUCUCUGACAUCAGGACUGCUGUGGGGCCUUUGAUGUGUUUGUUUGUCUCCCUGGAUGUUUCCCCACCUGUAAAACGGGGUUAAUUGUUUGCUACCUCAGGUUCUGCUUUCUGGGCAUCCUGUUUCCCUUUCUCCCACCUCCUCACCACAAUGCUCGCCGGACUAUCCCAGAGCCGAGGGCCCUUCUCGGAAGGUCAUGCUGAAGGUCAUCCACGAAGAUGAGUGGGUCUCUUUGGGGCAGUGUCACUGAGCGGGGCUCCCAAUUUUGAGACAGGAUCCCUCCUUUAUCCCAAUCCAGGUUUCCUUACGGGCCAAUAUCAUAAAGCUUGUAGUUUCCUCUAUGAUAGGAUUUCAUUGUUGACAGAUUCCUGAGAGGCUCUCUAACCCAACCUGAAUCUAAAACAUGCAUUUUUAAAUUAAAAUUUUUUAAACUUAAGAACAUUUGUAACCCCAAGGGAAGGCAUUUCAGCUAAAUUCAGGUGGCCCAGGUGACCUAUGCCAAGGGAAUAGAAAGCAUGCUUAUAUCCCAUGGGCCGCAGGGCCUUGAAGAGAGGGUUGGCUGUGAGUUAGGAAGAAGUCUGGUUGGAGGCUUUUCAUAAUAUAGCAUCCUCCUUCAGAAUAAAGAUACCCCAGCGCAGGUUCUGAGAUUUCCUCUGUCUGAGUCAUUAGAGUUGAAAUCCGGAUCCUAAAGGACAUCUGGAUUCCCCAAAAGGACAGAAGAAGGUGGAAUUCUAGAGAGAGAAUUUUGAUUCCUGCAACCAUUCAAUCAACUGUUAAAUAUUAAUUCUUUCCCUCUAGCUUCUUCUUAGGGCCUGAACUGAAGGGUAGAAAUCCUUUAGAAGUGGGGGAAAUAUAUGUGUCUACUGGUGAGAAAAAGCAGGGACCUUCUGUAGGGACGAGGACCACAACAAGAGCAGAGAUGGAGACUCAAAUGCAAAGCAGGGUAAUUCAUUUUUAGUGCAUCUCACUAGAAUUCAGUAUGGGGUGGGAUCUGUGAAGAAGAGAUGGAUGAGGGUGGGUGGCUAGUAGAGAUGCCUUCAAUGGGAUGACUAGCUUCCUUGAAGGAGAAUCUUUCUUAGCAUUUAUUUCAUGUGGGUCUUUAAAGAGGAACAUACCUUCUUGUUUGUGAAAUCAGGUCUAGAAGGAUUUUUUUUCCCUCCUGGUUUUUGGUAAUUUUUUUGUCUUCAUUAAAAAAAUAUGACUAAGGUAGCUUACUUGGAAGUUGCCCUUGACUAUGAACAUUCCACUAAUCAAACUAUGUCUUCAGGACUGAGCAGAGUUCAAACUUGAGGCAGAUUUUUGGAGGCUGGGAUGAGUUGGGGAGACAUCUCAGGUCUGGAUGACAAGAGACCCCUUGGGACCCCUUAAAAAACCAAACUUUUUUUCCAUUGGUUUGGGGACAAAUAGGAAUUGGGUUUAGCUUGUCCUUGUCUGCUUCCUGUGCACUGACUGUAGGAGCCUGACCCCAGCACUCACCUUACUGACCUUGUGCUGUGGGACGGGUGAGCGGGCAAGGGGGCAUCCUGAGGGGCUGGUUCUGUUUCCUGCACCUGACGCUCCCCCAAAAUACCAGAACUUGUUGCUGUUACUCGUGGAGUUUGUUUUUUGUUUUUGUUUUCUUCCCUUAUUGGGGGGGGGUAUGUGUGUGUGUUUGUGUGUGUGUGUAAGUUUGGUUCGUUUACGCCCUGCGUACUGCAGAAGGACAGCAGACCCUAGGUACUGGCUGGGCUAUGUAUACUGUGUAUACCUGGGAGCUGGCUAAUGAGUUGUGAACAGCCGCUCCUAAUAAAGUUGUAAGGAUUUAAAAUCUUC
Messenger RNA from Antechinus flavipes (yellow-footed antechinus), 7264 nucleotides. RefSeq names its product ADAM metallopeptidase with thrombospondin type 1 motif 15 (gene ADAMTS15). Gene Ontology annotation, biological process: proteolysis; extracellular matrix organization. Lineage: Eukaryota; Metazoa; Chordata; Mammalia; Dasyuromorphia; Dasyuridae. Bases 1359 to 4211 code for a protein of 950 amino acids. Gene Ontology annotation, molecular function: zinc ion binding; metalloendopeptidase activity. The record is from RefSeq and is a predicted model, not a curated record. The transcript is spliced from 8 exons.